AUGGCAAACAACGAUGUCAUUUUUAGGGUUCAUUACGGGGGCCGGUUUGAUCGGCGAUACAAAUGCACCUAUGUUAGAGGGCAAAUAGGGUUGUAUGAAGAGUCGUAUGACCUAGAUUGUUUGUCUUUUUUUGAGAUCGAAAGAGUAGCUGGAAAAUUUGGAUACGAACCAGGUGACCUGGUGUACUAUCGAAUACCCGGAAGAGAAUUAGAUGACGGGUUGGUUUUAUUAACAUCUGAUGAGGAUGUCUCCAGAAUGGCCGAUGUCUUAUUAGGCCAUACACUUGUAUUACUGUACACGGUGUCUUUUGCAUAUGCUGGUGCUGAAGUAGGGGCAAAUGAGGGUGAGGGUGAGGGUGAAGAUAUUGUGGAAAGUGGUAAUGAGGAAAGGAGGUUGAAGGUUGUAAAUGAUCCAUACUGGCAUGCAUUGAUGAGUGACGAUGACGAUGCAUGGGAUGGGGCUGAUGAACCAGAAGCUGGUGGUUCAAAACGUGAUGAUGAUUAUAGUCCUCAUUUUGAUGAUGAGGGUGAUACUGAUGAGGAGGAUGGUGGUCAUGGGGAGGGUAGCCAUGAAAAGGCAGCUGAUGUUGGUGGUUUAAGUGGUUCGGCUACUAUGUUGGAUGAUGAGGAAGAGGAUGAGGUAUCCUCUAACUUAGCUAGAAGUGAUAUCCUCGUAACUCCCCCUAAAAGUGAUGAGGAGUAUGAGGCGAGUAGUUGGCCUAAGUGUGUUACUAGGGUUUCCCAGUUUCAGGAUGUGGACAUGGAAGACCCACAUUUGGAUGUUGGCAUGUCAUUUGAAUCUGCUGCUCAAUUCAGGAAAGCUGUGAGAGAAUACAAUUUGUUUAGUGGUAAGGAUGUUGUGUUCACAAAAAAUGAUGGGGAUCGGGUUAUUGGAGUUUGUAAGAGUAGGCCCAAGGGUUGUCCUUGGAGAGUUUAUGGUUCACUGGUUACGGGUGAGAGAACUUUUAUGCUUAAGUCACUGAACCCUAAACACCAGUGUACACGAUGUUACAAGUCUUCGAUUGUAACGUCUAGAUGGAUUGCAGACAGAAUGACCCACAAAUUUAGGACACAGCCAAACUAUCCAAUUGCAGCUCUCUUUGAUGAUGUAAAAAGGAAAUGGAAUGUGGAUGUUACUCCUAGACAACUGUACAGGGCCAGAGUUAAGGCGAAAGAACAGGUAGAAGGUAAGCACAAGGAACAGUACAAGCGGCUAUGGGAUUAUUGUGCAACAGUAAGACAAAUGAAUAGAGGGAGUACAUUGUUGAUGAAAGUUGAAAGGCCUACGUUAGACGUCCCACCUACUUUUCAAAGGUUGUAUAUGUCUUUGGCAACAUGCAAGGAGGGUUUUAAAAGGGCUUGUAGGCCCGUGAUAGGUGUUGACGGCUGCUUCCUUAAGGGACAUUUCGGGGGGCAAUUGUUGGUUGCUGUGGGAAGAGAUCCAAACGACAAUAUUUAUCCGAUUGCACUGGCUGUGGUUGAAGCUGAAACUAAGGAUAGUUGGUCCUGGUUUCUAGAGACUCUAGUGGGGGACCUUGGUCCAAAUGGCUGUACUGGGUGGACAUUCAUUUCUGACAGACAGAAGGGGUUGAUACCAAGCUUCGAGGAGGUCCUACCAAGUGCACCGCAUCGCAUAUGUAUCCGACACUUAUAUGCAAACUUUAGGGGUGAUGGGCACAAAGGAUUGGUGCUAAAAGACAAGUUGUGGAAAGCAACUGCUGCAUAUAAUUUUUAUGGGUAUCAAAGGGAAAUGGAGGCGCUGAAGAAAUUGAGUCCAGCUGCCCAUGCUUAUUUGGAGAAGAUUGACCCUCGUACCUGGGCUAGGGCUUUCUUUGACACCACUCCAAAGUGCGACUUGAUCAUGAACAACUUAUGCGAGUGCUUCAACUCGUACAUCAUCCAUGCCCGAGACAAGCCAAUCAUUACCAUGCUGGAGAUGAUUAGGAAGAAGUUGAUGAGGCGAUACCAGAAGAAGAGGUAA
Molecule: messenger RNA, 1980 nt
Organism: Alnus glutinosa
Lineage: Eukaryota; Viridiplantae; Streptophyta; Magnoliopsida; Fagales; Betulaceae
Exons: 2
Coding region: 1-1980 (659 amino acids)
Biological process (GO): DNA transposition
Molecular function (GO): transposase activity; DNA binding
Source: RefSeq, a predicted model, not a curated record